This is a messenger RNA of Andrographis paniculata, 1936 nucleotides long. Its product is annotated as IRK-interacting protein. The transcript has 2 exons. The record is from RefSeq and is a predicted model, not a curated record. Bases 1 to 1764 code for a protein of 587 amino acids. NCBI's taxonomy places the organism in Eukaryota, Viridiplantae, Streptophyta, Magnoliopsida, Lamiales, Acanthaceae.
AUGGGUGAUGUGUAUCAAGAAAGCAGUGGCAUUGGGAAUAAUAGUGUAAGGAAUGGGAGUGAGAUUACCAGGCAGGAUAUUCAGGCAGCCAUUGCCAAGGCUGUGGAGCUCAGAGCACUUCAUGCUGCUCUAAUGCAGCAGGGGAAUAGCCCUGCUAAACUCAGGUUCCCAUCUGCUUCCCCUGUUUCCAGGCACACCCACCAUCUAUCUGCUCAGGACUACCCUGUUUUCACACCUACAUAUGAUGAUGAACCACUACCAGGGUACCAGCAAAUGCUCCUAGAGAAUCGAAGCUAUGCCGAGAGUUGGGGGGAGCAUACCUUGGAUGGAGGGCAUAUUGACGAGGCCUUGAUGGAUUACAGACCCAUGAAUGUUUCUUCGAGGAAAGGGCCGCCAUCGGAGCUGACAAACUUCGAGGGGCACGUGUGCCCUGCAGAUGAUCAGUAUUCAUUUUCAGGUUCCUGCAGCAACAACAUCCAUGGACUUAGAGCAUCACCAGGGCCAGAUCGCUCGAGAAACAGCAUGGGAGAUGUUAAAUCCAUUUCGUCGUGCAACAAAUGCAAGCCUGCAGUGAUAAGCAGCGAAUCAGACAGCACGAACAAAAGAAAGUCUAACAUAAUAGUCCCGUUGACAGAUUCACAUUCAUCGGUCCGCCCACAGCCAAGAAACAGAGGGCUUGGCUUAUUGCGGCUGUUCCCGAGACUGAAGAAGAAGACCAAGAAUGAGAACUCACCAGCCCACCACCAGCAUGUGGAUGAAGUGUCCCAAAUGCUAAAGGAUUUAGGGAUGACAUCCGUCGACACACUGAGGAAAGAGCUAACAGAAGCAAAUGAGAGCAGAGAUGCAGCAUUGGCUGAGGUGGCAGAAACAAAGUCAUUGAUGGGGGAGCUCGGGCAGAAACUCGAGUAUUUGGAGAUGUACUGUGAGGAGCUGAAGAAGGCCCUGAAACAAGCAGUGCAAUUGAAGAUCACACAGCCGGCAGAAAGGCUUACAACUCUCACCAGAAAAGGGAAACCGGUGGAUGGGGCUGCAGGGAAUUCGAUGCCAGUGAGUGAGGAAGUAAUGGUGGAAGGCUUCCUGCAAGUUGUAUCAGAAGCAAGAUUAUCAGUUAAGCAAUUCUGCAAGACACUAAUAGGGCAAAUAGAAGAAACUGAUCGUCCCUUAAUGGAUAAUCUGAAUUCACUGCUUCAACCUUACAAGCUCUCUCUAAACUCCAAAUACUCCAAAGCAGUCCUGUACCAUUUAGAAGCUGUAAUAAACCAAUCGCUCUACCAGGAUUUCGAGAAUUCUGUCUUCCAACGAAAUGGUGCCCCAAAGUUCUUGGACCCUCAACAAGAUCGCCAAGCUAGAUUCCAAUCUUUCGUUGCUCUGCGAAACCUGAGUUGGAAUGAAGUAUUGAGGAAAGGAACUAAGUACUACAGUGACGAAUUUAGCAAGUUCUGCGAUCAGAAGAUGAGUGGGAUUAUCUCGACUCUGGGGUGGACUAGAUCAUGGCCCGAGCAGCUCCUACAGGCAUUUUUUGUGGCUGCAAAAUGCAUCUGGUUGCUACAUCUGCUAGCCUUCUCAUUUCCUCAGCCUUUGGGUGUUCUAAGGGUAGACGAAAACAUGGCUUUUGACCCUCACUACAUGGAUGAUAUCUUUGCAGACAGGCAAAGGUCACUGGGAGGUCCUAGUCGGGUCAAGAUCAUGGUAAUGCCCGGCUUCUACGUGGUUGAUAGAGUACUUAGGUGUAAGGUUCUCUGCAGAUGUAAACCAGCAUCCUAGUUAGAAGUAGUUUUGGUUACUUUCUUUCCUUCUAUUUAAUUUACCCAGACACUCCAUGAAUCACAAUCCUACUUGUAAUUUCUAGUAUUAAACUUGUUCAUUUGUUGUGCUCCUAAUCAAUCCAGAAUGAAUUCAAAUAAAGUUUAGCUUACCAGCAAGAAGUAGACUAUCC